Messenger RNA from Phycomyces blakesleeanus NRRL 1555(-), 663 nucleotides. Its product is annotated as basic-leucine zipper transcription factor. Gene Ontology annotation, cellular component: RNA polymerase II transcription regulator complex. NCBI's taxonomy places the organism in Eukaryota, Fungi, Mucoromycota, Mucoromycetes, Mucorales, Phycomycetaceae. Gene Ontology annotation, molecular function: DNA-binding transcription activator activity, RNA polymerase II-specific; transcription cis-regulatory region binding. The transcript has a single exon. Bases 1 to 663 code for a protein of 220 amino acids. The record is from RefSeq and is a predicted model, not a curated record.
AUGGACCAAGACGAUUCUAGUAACCAUUCACAGUUGUCCGAUCAAGACCAUCAUAAAAGGAGACCUCACAGUGAAACCAAGCGCAUUCAACAAAACAGAGCAGCUCAACGUGCAUUCAGACAGAGAAAAGAACAGUAUGUCCGGGAUCUGGAGAGUAAGGUGCGCGACAUUAACAAGUGGAAGCAUCGAGUUGAACAGCUUGAGCGUGAGAACAUGCAACUGCGAAAGCAAUUGUGGGAGGUGUCUGACCAAGGAAGUGACAAUCUUGCACCCCUUACAACCAAGCCACCGCAUCUGUCAAGGCGAACCUCCUUAGAGAAUGAUGACAAGAUUUGGUCUACAGUCAAUCAUUCAUCAUUGGCCAUCUCUUGUUUACCACAAACCACAACCCUAAAGCCAAAUGAUAGAAUAGAAGAGGAGAGUUUGUUAGAAGAAACAAAAGAAUCUAAAUUUACGUCAAGGUCUCCAAGGUAUCCUUUUGUCCCCCCAGACGAUCCAUUCUUACCGCAGGACGAAAAUGCUUGUACUUUUUCAAUGAUUGAUGAUAAACCAAAAGAUGAUAAUAACGAAGUUUUGGAUGAUCUUAUUGUACUAUUGCGGAAUCGAUACCGUCCCCCGAUUCCUUUUCAACCUAUUCUAUGCCCUGACCCAUCUACACACUAA